Messenger RNA from Spirodela intermedia, 981 nucleotides. The record is from the annotation of a GenBank genome assembly. Lineage: Eukaryota; Viridiplantae; Streptophyta; Magnoliopsida; Alismatales; Araceae.
AUGGUUUUCUCGUCUGUUCCUGCCUAUCUCGAUCCACCCAACUGGAACCAGGUGGGCACAGAAGAGAGAGAGAGAAUCACUCUCGUGAUUUUGUGCACUACAGUUGAAUAUGGUCCUGAUUUGAUUUCUCGUGCUCCGUGCUUGGUGUAGCUGCAGUCAGGCCAUCAUCAGCGAGCGACCGGCGGCGGCGGCGGCGGCGGUGGAGGGGGGGAGACCACGCAGAUGCCCCCGACGGCUGGAACGAGCUCGGCGAGGCCAUGCUCGAUGGCGGAGAGAGCUCGCUUGGCGAAGGUGGCGCAGCCUGAGGCCGCCCUCAAGUGCCCCCGUUGCGACUCCACCAACACCAAGUUCUGCUACUUCAAUAACUACUCCCUCUCUCAACCCCGCCACUUCUGCAAGACCUGCCGCCGCUACUGGACCCGCGGAGGUGCCUUGCGCAACGUGCCUGUGGGCGGAGGCUGCCGCCGCAACAAGCGCAGCAAGAGUACCGGCAGUGGCGGCGGCGGCUCCAGGAACUCGGGAGGGAGCUCCGCCGGAGGCGGUGGUGCAAUCACCCCCAGCUUCCAGCCGCCGCCUCAGCUUCCCUUCAUGGCUCCUCUCCAGCACUUGGUUGACUACGAGAUGCAUUUUCCCGUGGAUACGGUUGACUUUCAACUGGGAGGGAGGGGGGGGGUGGGCUUGGAGCAGUGGAGGCUCCAGCAGGUGCAGCAGCAGUUCUCUCUCUUGGCAGGGAUGGAGCCACCAGCAGCGGCGCCGCCAUCGUCGUCCGCCAUGGAGCUGUUUCCAUUUGACGGGGAAUUGCCUUCGGUGAAAAUGGAGGACCCUCAAGGGCUUAAUUUGCCGAGGCAUUACCUGGGCGUCCCGGGCAGUGACCAGUAUUGGCACGGCGGCGGCGGCGGUGGCGGUGGCAGCGAUAUGGGGAACAGCGGCGGCAUCGGAGGCGGCGGCGGGUGGACAGAUUUCCAAAGCAACUUCCUGUAA